Molecule: messenger RNA, 1227 nt
Organism: Telopea speciosissima
Lineage: Eukaryota; Viridiplantae; Streptophyta; Magnoliopsida; Proteales; Proteaceae
Product: protein MEI2-like 6
Exons: 5
Coding region: 1-1227 (408 amino acids)
Molecular function (GO): RNA binding
Source: RefSeq, a predicted model, not a curated record
AUGGUGAUUCUGUCCGGGAAAAGCUUGACUGAACUCUACCUCACGAUGUUGAGUGGAGAAGGGGAAGUUUUGAACACUCUGGAUUGGAUCGGACCAAUUCGGUUGUGGUCUCCGUCUCCUCCUCGUCCUCUUCAUUCUCGUCUUUCACUUCUUGGUGCCAUUUUGGAGCUAACUAUGUGCAAUAGCAAGGCUCAACCUCUAAAUCCUCUUGCUUCACCCUUUUACCCUUCAUUCCUUCCCAACCCACAACUACAACUUCCACUACUUCCUCCCAUUCCACCGCCAUUCCUAGGAACAUCAACAUCACACCGACUCCUUCACCCUCCUGGCCACUGUUUCUCAUCAACAAACUACCAAUAUUACUUCCCAGUUAACACUGAUCCUCUUCCUCCUCCUCCUCCUCUUUUACCUGCUCCAACUUAUGUCUAUAGCAGCACCACCGCCACCCCGUCCGACGUCGUCGCCGGCAACGUCUCCAUUACUAAAAAUACAACAAAGGCGGUGGAGAAGGUUGAGGGUGGUAGUUUGGAGGUGAUAAGCGCUAAGAAAGAAAUAGUUAAUAGGUACAAAAGUAGGGUUUUUCCAGCUGAUUAUAAGGUUUUGCGCAAAGGGUUUCAUAGUGGCGGCCGGAAAUAUAGGCGGGCAUCGAUUCCUAAGGUUGUUCAUGGAGGCAACCCAGUUCCCCUACCUCUUCAAACCAAAGGCUCUUCUCCUCCUCCUCGUUUUCUUGGGCUUGAUCAAAAAAAAAUUCGUGAUUCGACCUCGGUUAUGGUUAGACAUAUUCCAAGCAAACUCAGUAGGGAGAUGUUGAUAAACUUGUUGGAUAAGCACUGUGAGGAAGAGAACACCAAGAUCGGGAUGGGAUCAAGCUCAGCUGUAUCUGCAUAUGAUUUUGUGUAUCUUCCCAUUGAUUUCAGAACUGGAGUCAACAAAGGUUACGCAUUUGUGAACUUCACAAGUAAGACAGCAGUUGAACGAUUCAAAACUUCAUUUCAUGGAUACAAAUGGCUUCUUUUUGCUACAAAAAAGAUCUGUCAAAUUGAUGAUGCUAGGAUACAAGGAAGAGAAAGCUUGGUAGCCCAUUUUCAGAGAACCAAGUUUCCAUGUGUUACAGAUGAGUACUUGCCUGUUCAGUUCUCACCACCUCGUAAUGGCUUUUCUCAAUGCCCAUCUCCUUCCAUCGUUGGUUCUUUUCUUGAAAUACGAACAGACGUUUCUUGCUUUUAA